AACCCUAUAACGAAGAAGAGCUUCAGGAGAUGGCUGUAACUCCAGACGAAGAUGAGGUUUCGUUAGCACUGUUACUACUACAACAAUACCCUGUUUCCUUUGAGCAAGAAGAAGAAGAAGAAGAAGAAGAAUCCGUAAGUGAGGAUGAGUUGGAAGUGAAAAUUUCUAACCAAACAUAUGCAAAUAAGGGUAAGAAGAGAAAAGUCGCGGAGGUAGACAAUUCCAAAGAAACCCUAUUGCGCAUGAUCGAUUGGGAGGCCAAUAGGCCGAAAAAUCCUCCGAGAAGGAUCUUUGUCCGUGAUCCAGAUGCGAUGGGAGCUUGCAGCGAAGCGAUGUGGAAGCAGUUGACGGGUAGCGACGUGAAGGAAAAUCAAUGCAGGCUCAUGUUAGGGAAGGAGCAGGUGAAAAAGAUGAUGGUUGAUGUUCUUGGAAAAACAGAGAAACUUGGGAUUCAUGGGCAAAAGGUCUCGGUGUAUGGACCAAAGGGAGAGAUUCAUGAGAUGGUUUUCAAGAUGUGGAAGAAGGACACACCUGUUUUGAUAAGUGUUGGAUGGAAGAAUUUCGUGAAGAAAUAUAAGCUCGAGAAGCAUGUUGAUUUUCUCACUAUUUGGAUGUUUAGGCACAAAGAGACUCGGAAGAUUUGCUUCGCUAUUGAUUCCACUAGGAUUCCUGUAAAGGGUAUGCUGAGUCCAAAGAUCUUGAACGCAGCCUUCAAGAAUCCAUCAUAGGGGUUUUAUGUGCGUGUUCUAUCGAAACGAUUGGUGGCGUUUACCACAAGAACAGUUCCAUCUUAGUGUUCCGAAGGAAGCGUGUAUAAGAAGCUACCGCUGCUGUUUCACUCUGUUUCUUGUGACUUAGCUAGAGUAUCGUGUAGUUUUGUCCAAAUUGAUUGUCUCGGAAGUUUUGUGGAACUGAACCUAAAAGAAACCUUGAAAUUUUCU
Molecule: messenger RNA, 941 nt
Organism: Arabidopsis arenosa
Lineage: Eukaryota; Viridiplantae; Streptophyta; Magnoliopsida; Brassicales; Brassicaceae
Source: the annotation of a GenBank genome assembly